GUCCAAUCAAAUUUCUUGUUACAUCAAAGCGUUCGGUAUAGCCUGGUUACCUAGACGUCAUGAAAACAACCUAAAUGGCGGACAGAUCGUAACGUAAACGAUAAUACCAAGUCAUGGCAGACCAAGAGGCUGCUCCUACGCCCCCUCCUACAGAUAACCCAGAAGAGGGUGGGGCACCAGCUGAACCUACACAGGAACAACCUCCCCCGGACGCCGCUCCCACUGAUCCACCCCCAGCUGAGACACAAUCUGAAGAAAAGCCAACAGAGGAACAAACUACAGAGCAAGCAGAAGGAGAGACUACAACAGCACCUACUGAAACACAGGCAGAAAAGACAGAAGAUACUGAAGAAAAGAAGGAGGAAGAAAAUUCACCAGCAGAAGGCCAACAGAAGGAAGGGGAGACUGUUGAGACCCCUGUUGAGGCUCCUGUAGAGGCUCCUGUUGAGGCCCCUGUAGAGGCUCCUGUUGAGGCCCCUGUAGAGGCUCCUGUUGAGGUUCCUGUAGAGGCUCCUGGUGAGGCUCCUGUAGAGGGUGAGGCUACAAAUGAAGGAGAGCAGAAGGAAGGUGAAGCUGAGGCUCCAGCAGACGGUGAGGCUCCUGCCGAGGGAGAGGUGCAAUCAGGGGAGGCUCAACAGGAACCUGCACCUGCUGAAGAACCUCCAGCACCUGAACAGGAAGCCCCACCUACCCAGCAGGAAGAGGCUCCAGCCCCAACUCCACAAGAAGAGGAGGCACCAGUAAUACAGGUGAAUGCCGCCAUUCAGAAAGAUGAUCCAAAUUCACCAAGACCAGAACCCAAACCAGCAUCACCGCGACCUGUACAGGACAAAGCUCCGCUUAGGACCACUGCUAACCUACAAGCUACAGCAACAGUGAAGUUUGUGUUGAUGCCGAGUGGUCAGGUUGUGACGCUAGCCUGCACACUGGGCCAGACCCUGAGUCAACUUAAGGCACACUUCGCUGCAGAACUCAAGAUGCCCAUCAACCUCAUCAUGCUUAUGUUCGCAGGUAACAACAUGGAGGAGUCAAAGACUCUAGCUGACCUGGGAGUUGGGCCUAACGGAACAAUCCAGCUCGAAAUGCAGUCGUCGGACCCCGUCAACACCCCAAUCAAAUCGUACCGCCCUCGUCAGGAAUACCACAUGCCUGACGUCAUCACAGUCAGGGUACAGACAGAGGAUGAAACUUCAAAAGACGUUGUUGUUGAGAUUGAGAGAACGACAAAGAAGAAGCCAUAUUUAGGUGGUUACAGGCACAAGAAAACCGGGAUUGAGUUCCAUCACGCAUCAGCCCAAACUGUACGAAAACAACCGACUCCUUCGAACACUGUUAGGUACUGUCGCGAUACACAGACCGUGGAACAGCGUCAUCACCUUCAACAGACCAAAAACGACACAUCCACACAGAUGACAAAGAUUGGCGUCUACGUGGCUAAUCUCGACGAUAAGUUGGUCAAGCCGGGCAAAUACACAACAGCUGAAGAACACCUUGAUACAAUGCUUAACCAGGUAAUCAUCAUACAAAAAUACUACCGUCGCUGGCUAGCCAAACGUUAUGUCCAGAAACUGAAGAUGGACAAACAGCAAAGGAUUGAAUGGGAAAGACUGGAAGAAAUUAGGAAGCGGAGAGAGAAAGAGGAAAGAAUCAAGAAAGAAUUCGAGAGGAGGAUGAAUCCAAAGACAAAAGAAGAUUUUGACCUGUUGUAUCACGCGUUAGAGAAGUGGCGUCAGGAGGAGCUAGAGCGGAUCAAUCAUUCGAUGGACGAUGCGGAGAGAAAGGCGGCACUUUGCAUGCUGCUGGACCAAGAGACACAACUUAUAUCUGCCAUUGGCAGACACAAACUCGAGGCAGACACAGAGAACAAGGACAAAAGGAUACAACAGUUUCUCAGCAAGGCUGCUGCACCUAAGAAAUGGAGGGGCUUUGAUGGUAAAACAACAGAAAUGGAUACCCCCUACACAAUCAGGGCCAAGGAGCUUCAAGAUAUUUAUAACAGUAUCAACAUGAAAUAUCUAACGCAGGAUGAACGUCUUGAUGUCCUCCUCACGCUCAAACACACAGUUAAGGAACAUGACUGUAAGCUGACCCAAGAGAUAAUUGAGCUUAUUGACCGAGAAGCUGACCUUUUAAUGAGAGGGGUCAAGGAAUCUAAUCUGGAUGGGCUGCGGAAGCGUAUCUCCACACUCUUCCUUCAAUACAUCAAAACUCCAACGUUUAAUCCUGAGGCAGCCAAAUUACUCAAGGUACCACAAGAUCCAUCCAGCUUACGAAAGAACAUCUACUUCUGUCCGAGCUGUAACCAGUAUCUGCCUUCGACAGAUUUUGCCUUGUCGUCAAAUUCCCGAACUGUUGGCAAAUGUCGCAAUUGUUCUAAGAUUGAUAACGAUGCUCGUACCCGCCAGGACAUCAGUACCUACCAGUACAUGCUCAAGGUCCUUAGGAAAGCCGAGGAGCUGUACGGAGACGACUCCAAGAUUGCCUUCCUCCUACAGGAACAAGAUUUGCGAUACCUGGUCGAGAAGAUCUGGAACAGCCAGAGCAUACUAAGUUCGUGGGAGGAUCUGUACGACCUUGUACUGGUCCGCUGGGACAAACACCAAGAGUGGUCUCCCUGGAACUGCAUCCUCCUCACCAAGGACGAGGCAUCUGCACACGAAAAAUUAGUCAAUUUAGAAGAGGGAUAUGGUUCUGUAUUUAUACACAAAGUACAACAGAAGCAUACCUUGGCUAGGAACUACUUCUCCAGACUUCCUGGAAUGGCUGAACACAUACGUGUGCGUGCCAACGAAAGAUCCAUGCCCUCCGGACCAACGAUAGCUGGCCAGCAACUUCCCGUUCAACAGCGGGCAUAAAAUUUGCCUGUAGGCUAUAUUUGGACACAAACUUCUGACAAACUAGUUUCACUUACAAUCCUUAAUAAAAAAAUUCUUUAAAUCAUGUGAAAGUGAGCAAGAUAAAAUUGAAAAUGGAUUAUGUGGAAAUAGUUGAACUUAGGAAAGAAAAAAUUGCCUGCCAUUGUGAAUCGUAUCGUUAUUUAUUCCUUUUUUAGAAAAUAACAUGAUUUUGCAUUUGGCUUUAUUAAAUUAACUUCAAAUAUAGUAAGCCUUUGGAAAAUUUAGUUUAAAAUUUAAACAAAAAUGUAAAAUUUCUGGAGAUGGAAUUGUUUUCUAAUACUACGAGUUUUAACAUCAACUAAGUUAUGGUGUCAAAGUUGCAGAAAUGUGGUCAUCAAAAUUGAAACAAGACAGGUUUUCAACAGUCGCAAAGCAAUGCACCAUUUACUAUCCCGAUGGCUCUAGACAUCCCAUGCACACUGUAAAAGCCUGUCGAGGAUGUUUGCAUGAUAAUUCCCUGCAAUGGAUUUACUUUAGAGUAAGGUCCCUAGAUGCCAUCAUGUAUGUCUGUGAUAUGAUUUUUGAAUGUAAAUAUUUUAUCAAUUAUUGUAAAUUGUAUAUAUAUUAUAUUGAACUCAUUGCCCUUGAAAAAAAUA
This is a messenger RNA of Mizuhopecten yessoensis (Yesso scallop), 3493 nucleotides long. Its product is annotated as IQ and ubiquitin-like domain-containing protein. The record is from RefSeq and is a predicted model, not a curated record. Gene Ontology annotation, cellular component: motile cilium; acrosomal vesicle. Gene Ontology annotation, molecular function: protein binding. Bases 114 to 2855 code for a protein of 913 amino acids. Gene Ontology annotation, biological process: cilium assembly. Lineage: Eukaryota; Metazoa; Mollusca; Bivalvia; Pectinida; Pectinidae. The transcript has 12 exons.